Amphibalanus amphitrite is the source of this 1746-nucleotide messenger RNA. Its product is annotated as gamma-aminobutyric acid receptor-associated protein. Gene Ontology annotation, cellular component: cytosol; autophagosome membrane; autophagosome. The transcript has 3 exons. The coding region runs from base 657 to 1010 and encodes 117 amino acids. Lineage: Eukaryota; Metazoa; Arthropoda; Thecostraca; Balanomorpha; Balanidae. Gene Ontology annotation, molecular function: ubiquitin protein ligase binding; GABA receptor binding. Gene Ontology annotation, biological process: macroautophagy; cellular response to nitrogen starvation; autophagosome assembly. The record is from RefSeq and is a predicted model, not a curated record.
GCAUACCUUCUAAGAUAACUUUCAUAAAGCUGCCGACAAAAAUGCAUCAGGCUGUUUUCUCCACAGCGUGUAGUAAAUAAAAUGGUUUUCUCUGUUUUUAAAGCUUGAGAUGGCUUUUUACCAUUAAAAAAUCACAUGUUAAGUUAUACUUCACCAAUAAUACAAACAUAGCCCAUCGACUCCUAUAAUAGGAACGAAUUUAUCCCGUAUUUGUAACGCAUUUGCAGUAAGCUGGCUGAUCAUCGCUGAUGUGCAGUGUUUUUGGAGCAUGUUAUCAGAAAUGUUCUUGCGCUUGAUAAAAAAUAACGCUACGAACAAGCUACGAAAGACUUGAAAUAAGAUUAUUGUAAAAAAUAAUACAACUGUUAAUAAUAUUUUGCAAACUUUCAAUGAAAGGAAGCCAAAUUUGCCAAGAACCAACGAUGAAUGUCGAUCGUUUUUAGUACUACAUUUCUUUUGCAUUGUUAUGGAUGUUCGUCAGAGUGACCUUGAGGUGUUGAGUCACUGUUUUGGAUUAUUGCGUUGUGCGCAAGUUGUGCGCCUUUGUGAAGGUGAGCGUGAAAUUAUCGUUAUUCGCGGUCGAAAAUUAGUUCAAGAGGACAGCCUGACAGUUCUCCUUUUUACACUCUGCUCUGCGCAUCGUUGUGGUGGUCACCAUGAAGUGGCAAUACAAAGAAGAACACCCGUUUGAGAAGAGACGGGCUGAGGGCGAUAAAAUAAGAAAGAAGUAUCCUGACAGAGUUCCUGUCAUUGUGGAGAAGGCCCCUAAGGCAAGGAUUGGAGACCUGGACAAGAAGAAGUACCUGGUGCCAUCAGACCUGACUGUGGGCCAGUUCUACUUCCUCAUCAGGAAGCGGAUCCACCUGCGGCCAGAGGACGCCCUCUUCUUUUUUGUCAACAAUGUGAUCCCUCCGACCUCAGCGACCAUGGGCACGCUAUACCAGGAGCACCACGAGGAGGACUUUUUCCUGUACAUCGCCUACAGCGACGAGAGCGUAUACGGUCUGUAGAUGGGCGGCGGGCUGUCCUCGCGCGCCUGCUCAGGAGAGGGGCCCCGCCCGGGGCGACCAUGGCGGACGCACGCGGCGCGCACCGCGGUACUGCCGAGCCGCGCUCCCGGCUAGCUGCGGCGACACGGGCGCGCCGGAAUGUUGUCAGACGUAGGCUUGCACAGGACCAGAAAAGCAAAUAUAAAAACGGUGAUAUUUGACCGCAUUUGCGCGUUUCGGCUAUUGUGUGGUUGAUUUAGUUAGCGGCGUGUUUCUUUGUUGCGUGUUAGCGAUAAUGGGACACUUUGGGUUUCACGCCUUUGAAUACUAGCUGUCACGUGUGUCCCGUUUUACGCCUGGGAGCCUGGGCGGUCAUGAUAAUCCCGUGCGUUUAUAUAUUAAGAUAAGUGUGGGCUGUGGACACGGUGGGCGCUAAUCCUAAGCUAGGUCCACGGAGCCGCGUUCUUUAGUUUAUCGCGCGAUAGUGCGGGACUCUGUAUUCGAUCGCCGCGGAUCUUAACGGUAACUUAGCAAAUUGUUGUCUUUCCGUGUGGCGUGACUGCGAGCUACGGAUGGUGCCGACGGUCUACAGGUUGUCGGCUUGUUUUGCCAAGACAGCGUCGACGUUGGAAUUUUCACGCACCCGGUGGAUCCCUCCUGAACAAUUGGCGCGGCUUCAUGCGAUGACUCUAUUCCGUUGGCUCGAAAACCUAUCAGUUCGCUUAGUUUAUGUGAUAAAAUACACCUAAAAACACCA